This is a messenger RNA of Baudoinia panamericana UAMH 10762, 555 nucleotides long. RefSeq lists its product as uncharacterized. The coding region runs from base 1 to 555 and encodes 184 amino acids. The transcript has a single exon. The record is from RefSeq and is a predicted model, not a curated record. Lineage: Eukaryota; Fungi; Ascomycota; Dothideomycetes; Mycosphaerellales; Teratosphaeriaceae.
AUGGCACUUUCCAAGACGCAUCUGAACCUGCUGCUCCACAUGCUCGAGCAACUCGACGGCCUCGAACUACGCCUCACCGUCAGCGCAAGUCCCACAACCACUCUGCUUGCUUCACACGGCACCUUCACUCGUGGUCAUACCGGCGCCGCGGACGACUUAGAAAAGGCGAUCGACCUACUUCAUACAGCCUCAGCAGCACGGCAUACAGCUUGCAAAACGACCAUUGGUCGCAACGAAGCGCACCAACUGGCUCUCGAAGCACGAGAUCAGCGGCGAGUAGCAAAGGAAGCGCUCGAAGUUUUCAAGCAUGCACGCAUCGAUCUGAUGAAGAUGAGAAGCGGGCUUGGGUGCUUGAAGCUAGAUGUCCGUGAUAUUGGCGGCUUUGAGCUGGGCGAAUUGGUGGGGGGGAAGAACGAGAGGGCGCGGCAACGGCAGCAGCAGCAUUAUGAUCAACAUGCAGUUCAUCAAGUGCUGAGAAGGGCUUCAUCGGCACCACUUUUGGGAUGUCCAGCGGCCAAGCAACUGACGAAUACUCGAGAGCGUGUGCUUGGCUGA